CCCCUUCACCAACAGGCACACCUCAGAAGCUCGAGCGACGUUCGCCUUGUGGGCGCCUCCCAAGAUCGCGUCACCUUCGCUUUUCUCCGCUUCUGCUGCAUUUGUCUUGGAGUGAAAGCAAGGGCCAGGGCCGAAUCCCCUUGCUGCCUUAGAGGCGUUCACCAAUGCCGGUUUCUCCUCGGCAGAUUCCACGAGCAUCUCCCUCUGCACUCCGUUGUAGCGGAUUUGCUCGAGCGACUGCAGCAUCUCAAGCAAGCGGGUGAUGUCCUUCGGUGGAUUGCAG
This is a messenger RNA of Closterium sp. Yama58-4, 283 nucleotides long. Lineage: Eukaryota; Viridiplantae; Streptophyta; Zygnematophyceae; Desmidiales; Closteriaceae. The record is from the annotation of a GenBank genome assembly.